UUACGCACUAAGGGCCUGUUUUGUGCUGACAGCGGGUCAGCGCUUCUCUAAUGGGCCGGUUAAGAGCUGCGACCGGGAAAAGACAGACUAAUGCAUCAUUACUAUCACCAAUCAGCAUAGGGGAUUCCCUUUCAGAGAGAUUCACGCUGGAAAAGUAUACGUUUUGAGAAGACACGGUUGGACAUCAAUUGUUUAUUAUUUAGUUUUGCUGUUUCGCCUGGAAGGGCCUUGGCGGUGGGGCAGAAUGCCUCAAAAAGAAUACCAUAACCAAACCACGUGGGAAUCUGGAGUGGCCUCCAUGAUGCAAAACAGUCACAGCGGCGUCAACCAGCUCGGCGGGGUCUUUGUGAACGGCAGACCCUUACCGGACUCCACCAGACAGAAAAUCGUUGAACUCGCUCACAGCGGAGCGCGACCCUGCGACAUAUCCAGGAUUUUACAGACCCAUGAUGAUGCAAAAGUCCAACUGGACAAUAAGAACGUGUCGAACGGCUGCGUGAGUAAGAUUCUGGGGAGAUAUUAUGAGACCGGCUCCAUACGACCACGAGCUAUUGGAGGCAGCAAGCCGAGGGUAGCGACGCCCGAAGUGGUCAGCAGAAUAGCACUGUAUAAGAGGGAGUGCCCAUCUAUCUUUGCCUGGGAAAUUCGGGACAGACUACUGUCCGAGGUGGUUUGCACCAACGAUAACAUACCCAGCGUAUCGUCAAUAAACCGAGUCCUGCGCAACCUGGCGAGCGAAAAGCAACAGAUGGGGGCAGAUGGUAUGUACGACAAGCUGAGGAUGCUCAACGGGCAGACCGGCACGUGGGGGACGCGCCCGGGAUGGUACCCCGGCACAUCUGUGCCAGGGCAACCGAAUCAAGAUGGCAGCCAACAGCAGGACAACGGUGGCGAGAACACAAACUCUAUUAGCUCGAACGGAGAAGAUUCAGAUGAGACUCAAAUGCGACUGCAACUGAAAAGAAAGCUGCAAAGAAACAGAACAUCGUUCACGCAGGAGCAGAUCGAAGCUCUUGAAAAAGAGUUUGAAAGAACCCACUAUCCCGAUGUUUUUGCGAGAGAAAGACUUGCAGCGAAAAUCGACCUCCCAGAAGCAAGAAUACAGGUGUGGUUCUCCAACAGAAGAGCCAAAUGGAGGCGAGAAGAGAAACUGCGGAACCAGCGAAGACAAGCCAGCAACUCCUCCAGCCACAUUCCCAUCAGCAGCAGCUUCAACACCAGCAUCUAUCAGGGCAUCCCACAACCCAGCACUCCUGUAUCCUUUACAGCAGGAUCAAUGCUUGGCAGACCAGACACCGCCCUAACCAACGCAUACGCCGGUCUGCCUCCAAUGCCAAGCUUCACGAUGGCCAACAACCUUCCUAUGCAACCAAGCCAGACAUCUUCCUAUUCCUGCAUGCUGCCCACCAGUCCGUCAGUGAAUGGGCGGAGCUACGACACUUACACCCCCCCUCAUAUGCAGGCACACAUGAACAGCCAAUCAAUGGCAACUUCUGGUACCGCCUCAACAGGACUCAUCUCCCCCGGAGUCUCAGUCCCCGUUCAAGUUCCUGGAACUGAACCCGACAUGUCUCAGUACUGGUCAAGAUUACAGUAAAGAAAAGAGUUACUUCGCCCUGUGACUUCCUCACUGAGAGACUAAGAAAGACAAGCAGUAUUCCACAAACACACACUGAAAACUUGAGGCAGUACCUUUAAGAAGAAAACGCGACGGUUACAGUGACACAACAGCGGAUCCCGGUUUCAAAAAACUUUAAUGGAACAAAAACAACAAACCACUGCUACAUCCACAUGUUUAAUAUCCAGUUUUGUUGUAUUUGUACAUGGGCAUUCGUAUGUAAAGACGAUGAGAGACACUAGACAGCCAAAAAAUAUAUGAGGGUCUUUCAUUUAAUCUAAAUGGAAGAACACAAGUCAAUGCGACUGUUUUCUGAUGACCUCAUAUCAGGAUUAUGGGUCAGAAUCCAUACAGUAUGCCACCAUGGAGAGAGCACCUCUGUUUGCCCACUUGAUUUUUCACUUUUUUAGAGUUACCCUCUAUAAGGACAAGGCUCAAGUCAACGUACCCACAAAGGAUUCAAUUGACAGUGCACAAUAUUGUAUCUAUAAAGGAACAACAGCCAUUAUGUGAACACGUUGCAGUUCUGUGUUUGAGGGUUUUGACCAAAACCUUUGCUGGGUAAACUGAUUCGGAGGCUGUUUUGUGUUUGAUAAUUUAUAACUGUAAAGAAAAAGCAAGAAAUCUGCAGGCUGUACCACAAAAAUGACUUGUUUGAGACUUCUUUGUCCUCAAAAAUCACAUAGACUUGCGAACUUCAAUAUAUUCUAAUUUUUAAUGCCCGUAAAAACUAUAAAUGUUUUACACUGAUUUUCAUACGUCAGUAAAAAGGAAAAGCAUUUAGGUCAGGUACAUAUGGUCUAUUAGGUAUAGUUGUAUUAUAGUGUACUCCUUUACAUCAUUUUGUGAGACUAGAAAUAUUUAAUUCAAAUAAUUGAUUAAAAAAAGCUUGACAGAGUUUUAAAACGUACGUGUUUGGCAGUUGUUUACAAGUACAUAUCAGAUUUUAACCAUUGUUGAUUGUAAAACAGACCAAAGCCUUCAUAUUUCAUCGAUCACACGACAGUUUCCUCUUUUUUAUUGUUAGUCUUGUGUUGCGAGAUUUUGUAAAACAAAAUAUUUUACAUUCUAGUACACCGGCUUCAAGUAUAUUUGACUGCGGAUUAAUCACGCGGUCCUUUAUUUAUGAUCGACGACCAUUUGUGGUUUUAGAAAAGCUGUUGACAUUCUGCGUUUUGUUGUGUACCUAAAACAUCAACACUUGUAAAGGUUUUGUGGCGGGGAGACGCUCUGGAAAACGAAAAGGUCUUCCCCUGUCUUGCAGAUAUUUCAAUUUUAACUUUAUUUAAAAGCUUUCUAAAUGUAUUUUGUGAGAACUAUUAAAAACAAUUUU
Messenger RNA from Triplophysa dalaica, 2951 nucleotides. It is a transcript of the gene pax6b, whose product is annotated as paired box 6b. Gene Ontology annotation, biological process: regulation of transcription by RNA polymerase II; anatomical structure development. Bases 245 to 1597 code for a protein of 450 amino acids. The record is from RefSeq and is a predicted model, not a curated record. Lineage: Eukaryota; Metazoa; Chordata; Actinopteri; Cypriniformes; Nemacheilidae. The transcript is spliced from 13 exons. Gene Ontology annotation, molecular function: RNA polymerase II cis-regulatory region sequence-specific DNA binding; DNA-binding transcription factor activity, RNA polymerase II-specific.